Molecule: messenger RNA, 5775 nt
Organism: Syngnathoides biaculeatus (alligator pipefish)
Lineage: Eukaryota; Metazoa; Chordata; Actinopteri; Syngnathiformes; Syngnathidae
Gene: pdxdc1
Product: pyridoxal-dependent decarboxylase domain containing 1
Exons: 24
Coding region: 605-2980 (791 amino acids)
Biological process (GO): carboxylic acid metabolic process
Cellular component (GO): intracellular membrane-bounded organelle
Molecular function (GO): pyridoxal phosphate binding; carbon-carbon lyase activity
Source: RefSeq, a predicted model, not a curated record
CGUUAAUAUGGUUCCGACUAACCCAAACCCACCAUUAAUGCUAGCCUGAAAAUGUACAAAAAUGCCAUCAGCCCAAAACCAUAACAGACGUCUUUGUUUAUUUUCCUUAUACAUAUUUGUAGAUCCGCGUAGCCUACUCUUCCCGCGACGCAGGGCCCAAUCAUGUUGCAGUGGGGCGCGUCCUGCCUGGAAACUGCGUGGGAAACCUGAUAACGCCUGUCUAACGCCGCAAAAGAGCACGAAACGCUUCAGGCGUUCUUGAAGCAAGCUCCAUGACGGGACUCCGUGGAAACUCUUUAUUGUAGGCUUGACCUGCCGUGGCAGAUAUUGGGGCGUUUUUAUAGGAGUCGGUGAAGGUAAAACAGCUCUGAAACAUCAUGCGUAAUGCUUGCUAACCGCCUGUCGGACUACAUACUAACAUGCCAAAUCACGUAGAGGUUCGUUUAAAUCCUCGCCUGGACUAAUGUAUUACGAUACAUUAGGUACAUUUACGUCGCUAUCAUCGCCGUAUAAACAAAGGCAGAGGCUUACUUUGCGAUUCUGACGCGGAAGGACUGUCACAGCGCAGGAGCAGAGCACCUGUCAAAGGGAUACAUCUUCCAAGAUGGUGGACAGCACAAUGGCUCAAGUGGGCAAGAAUCUGACUGAAGCCAUGAGGCUCUUGGGAGAUGGACAAAUAGGUCUGGAGGGAAGAACAGAGAGCUCAGUCUUCAACAGAACCAGCGUAGUGGGCCCUCUUCAGGGAGAUGGUCUGGAUGUUUCCACUAUACUACACCUUGUUCACACACUCAUCCAUGAAGAGGAGGAGGAAGAAGACAACCCAAACCCACAGAUGCAGAAUGUGGGUGAACAGGGUCACAUAGCACUACUAGGGCACAGCCUGGCAGCCUACAUCUCAGUACUGGACAGAGAGCGACUGCGGAAGCUGACCACCCGGAUCUUGUCUGAUACCACAAUGUGGCUCUGUAGACUGUUCAGAUAUGAGAAUGGUUCCGCUUACUUCCAUGAAGAUGACAGAGAAGGCCUGGUCAAAGUAUGUCGACUGGUCAUCAAUGCGUCCUAUGACGAUUAUGCCUCUGAGGGCUACACUGUCCUCAGCUCAAAGCAGCCAGUUAUCUACCAGAGCGCAUCAACCAGAUCUGGGCUAGGACAGCAUCUCUGCAACCAGCUUGCACUGCCUCUCUCUAGUCUGUGCACAGUCCCAUGCAACACCCUCUUUGGAUCCCAACAUCAAAUGGAUAUUGCUCUAUUGGACAAACUAAUCAAAGAAGACAUUGAAAGUGGAAAGUUUCCUUUGUUUUUAAUCGCCAAUGCAGGUACUCCUGGGGCAGGUCAUACUGAUAAAUUGGGCCGACUUAGGGACCUGUGUGAUCAGUACAAAAUGUGGCUCCAUGUGGAGGGAGUUAACCUUGCAACACUGACGCUGGGUCAGACCACCUCUGCUAUUAUGGCAGCAACCAGAAGUGACAGUAUGACGUUGACACCAGGUCUGUGGCUAGGACUUCCUGCUGUAACUGCUGUCACACUGUACAGACAUGAAGACCCAGCACUGUCCCUAGCUGCAGGUUUGACCUCCAGUCAGCCUGUUGAGAAGCUGCGAGCAUUACCGCUAUGGUUGUCUCUGCAGUAUCUUGGUUACAAUGGAAUCAUCCAAAAAAUAAGACAUGCAACCAUGCUGAGUCAACAAUUGCUACAAAAUCUCAAAUCUGUGAACUCCAUCAAAACAUCGGCCAUCGUGUCACCGAUCCCGCCCAUCUCUGAGGCUGCUCUACGAGAUGUUCUGGGCUCUUUCAUGCUCUCUAUUGUGGAGGAUGAACUCAACUCUCCUGUGGUUCUCUUGAAGUUUUCUCAGGAAAUGUGUGCAGCAUCCAACAGUGGGUCAGUGGAGGCUUACUGUGCUGUGGAGAAGGAGGUACUUGAUGUUUUCAAUAGAUGGCUUGGCAAGCAGCUCGCCCAGAUGGUUCCUGCCAGCGGGGUCGAUGUUGUGGAGCUUGAAGAUGAAGGCACCUGUGUUCGGUUCAGCCCAAUCCUGACGGCUGCAGAUUUAGGGACUCAACGUGAGGAUGUUGAGAAUCUGGUUAAGACUUUGUUGGAGCUGGUGCCUUUGAUGACCUCCACAAUGUCCUACCAACAGGACUUCAAAGAGGAGAUUCACCAAUGCUCACCCUACCUCAGAUACAUAGAAGAGCUUUGCUGGCCAGGACUAGGAGCUGUCAGAUAUGAGCCUCAGGUGGAGGGAAUUGAGGAUGGCAGGAGAGCAAAGGAAAUUAAGAAAAUAAAUGCUGAACUGCUGAAGAAACUACAAGAGCUAGAUAGUGACAUAAUAUUUUCCACUGGCCCAGAGUUUGCCAGGGAGGAGAACUGCAUCUUUAUAAGCAUGGUAGCUGAUGACGUUGAUAUUCAAGCGUUGGUGGAAACAAUUAUGACGCUGGGACGCGACAUUGAAGAGAAUGGAAGACUACUGGAAAACAUGACAGAGGUGGUGAGGAAAGGUAUUCGCGAGGCAGAGCUGGAGUUACUAAAAGCCAAUGAUGAGAAACUCAUGGAAGAGGGCAUGCUGAGACAACUUCCUUUGUUUGGCUCUGUUUUAAACUGGUUGUCUCCUGUUCAAACUUCAGUUAAAGGGAGGACCUUCAACCUGGCGGCAGGUUCCUUGGAUUCCACAGAGGUGACAUACUCUACAAAGGCCCAGGAAAGCAGAGUUCUCUUGAAAGAUUCUUCCACCGUGUCAACAGAGAGAAUUCAAGGUCAGAAGUUGUUUCGGCGCUCAGGUGCGGGCUCGGACUCCUUCAGUGAGUCUGGCUCAGUUGGACAAGUUGAGGGGUCAACCGCCAUCCACACAUCAACUUCUAUGGAUGUGCCAGAGGAGGAAUCUGCACAUAAAGUAAUUCCAAAAGAAAUUCAGGAUUCCAGUCUGCAGAAACAGCAUGACCAGGGGGAGGAUGAAACAUUCUUGGAGGAAAGGGAACUUGAAGGCUAAGAAAGCCAGCCAUCCCAAUAAUUGUACCAGCUAUACAUCAAUUAUGCAUUUAACUGUUGUGAAAGUAAAGUAGCUAAAUUACUUGGAAUAAUUGUCAUUCUCAAGAGUCUUUCCAAAAAGUGUAGAAAGGAUGUCAGUUGAAAUUGAUGCGAAAUGGGAAUAUUGUAACACUGUGACACAGUUUCCGAAUCACGCUCACUUUACCAGUGGUUGCAUUAUACAUUGUAUUUACACACAAUUUUGUUUAAACUCUCUCAACAUGGACCCAGAUGUCCAUCCAUCCCUCCGUCCAUCCAUCUUCUAUGUGGCUCAUCCUCUUCAGGGUUGCGAAGAGCUGCAAAAGAAAUGUCCAACUGAUUUUGGUUGAAAGGCAAACUACACCCUGGACUCAUUGCCUGUCGAUCAUAGGACACAUAAAGAACAAUUCACAUUUACACCAUCACUGAGUGAAAACUCAGGGGGGGGGGGGGGUAAACCUCUACACCAUCAGUGACUUGGGAGAUAGCUUGCAUUACAUUCAAGUAUAUAAUGGCAUGCACAAAAACUGCACAUGCUGGGGAAAAGUAUUAUCGUGGGUGCAACUAGUUAGUUGCUUAUUUUGCGAUGAUUUAAAUGUCCCUUAUUAUAUGCACUAUAUUCAUUAAUCCAGGAUAACAAAUGUUAACGUUUCAAAAUGCAGUCCAUUAGUAGUAAGUGUUUUUGCCCUUUAAAAAAACUUUAGGUGGUUGUUCUUUCAACCCUGUGGGAGUUUCCAAGGUCAUAAAUUCUUGAUAGUGGAAGAGACACAUUAAACUUCAUGAAGUAAGCGCUACCUAAAUGGGGAAUGGCUGAGUAGAUCUGUUCUGAUUCAUGUUGUACUACUGUGAUUUUCAUGCAGAAAAGCCAGACUGCAUCCAGAAUUAUUUUGUACACAUUUGAUUGCACAACACUGUAGAAAUAUAUCCACAUAAUCCAUAGUAUCAUCUAUGCAAAUUCAAGUCAAUGACACAAAUAAUACUCUAGGUCCAUAUGUACAAGCAUAAGAAAAAUAAAAAUGGAUGUGUUGUAAUUUCACCAGAACAUGGUAGUUUGGUGUUAGUAACAAAGUUACAAAUUAAAAAACAAAUGCACACAACCACAUUGGAACUAAAUAUAAUUAAAAAUGUAUUUCAUUGUUUUAUCAUGAUCUUUUUUUUGACUGCCAUAGCCGCACUGAAACAAAAACCUUUAAUUGCGUCAAUAUAUUAUAAAAAAUGUUAAUCAUGGCCUUCUGUCACGACGUGGAUAUAUUUUUGUUUUUACAUUUUUUUUUUUUUUUUUGUUGCCAAAAAUAUUUCACCUGACUCGGGUCAAAGUACUUGAAGAAAUACUAUAUAUUCAUUCAUGCAUCUUCUGUUCCAUUUAUCCUCAUUAGUGUUGCGGGAAAAUGCAAUUUAACAUUUUCUAAUGCCAUAGUCUUAGAUCAUAAUGUUGGAACUAGUAAUACAAACAUACAGUAAUAGCCCUUGAGUCGAACACUCCGCCCUGGCCUUCACUACCAUGCCUUCAUGCACUCUUGGAAGGAUUUUUCCAGCAUCUUCAGUAUCUCAGUCAUCUUGAUGUCGUCUAUGUCUUUAAAAUUGGUCCUCUUGAUGGGCCCAUUGUGGUUAGGAAUGAGGGGGGAAAAAAUCACAGGUAACCCAAGUUCGGGUUAGGCCAUCUUUUUGCACACUGAAUGGAGCAAAUGCCGCAGGAGCUCUUUGUAGAUGGGCUGAUUGAUCGUCUGGCCAACACUGAAGGGCAAAAGUGGUAGUUCAGGCUUGAAAUAGAUCUUCUUUUGUCACCAGUCAUGGAACUUUUUUUUUUUUUUUUUUUUUACACAAUUUCUGAUUUAGAUGUUGGGCUCAAGCUUGCAAGACAGGAUAUUUUUAGAUCAUGUACACUUGGAAAUUACACCAUUAUAGAAAAAUAGCUAAUGGAAAAUAAUUAUUCUUGCAUAAUGCAUUCAAACCAAAUUAGUUUGAAAAUGACAACAUUUUUUUUUUUUUUUUUAGUUGGGAAAAGGCAAUGUUGUGCACUUGUGUGGGAAACGUACUUAAAUUGGUCAUAGUUCACAGCUCAUCAGUAUCACUUGGAACUUGGUGAGAGGUUGAACUACAUCAGGCCUGGCAGAAUUUUAUUUUCGUAAGCCUUGCCUACUGACUGCUAACUGUAUAGCACAUUUCAAAAAGAAGUUAGUUGGAUAACAUCUUACUGUAAUUCUCUGAGCCAGAUAAUUCUUGAAGGUUGAGAUAUAUUGAAGUAAAAACAUUUUUGGUAGAAAUGCAUUGAGUUGGUAAAAUUAAGUGAUUGAAGAAGAAAAAUAUAUUAAGAAACAAUUUACCUUUGUUGCACUUGUAAAUAAUUACUUACAUGAUGUAAAUGAAACUCAUGCUUAAUGAUUAUAUGUCAGAUGAUUGUAAAGUUCUGUCACUAACUUUGUAACUUUCCAAUCUUUCAGAAGAACCUUGAUUUAAUGAAAUCUUCCAUUGACCAACCUGUUGUUAUGUUGUCUUAUUCGCUAUCCGCUGACGUAUAAAAGUGAAAGUCUCAAAUACUUCUUUCAGUUACUAUAUCGGUACAUUAAUUUUGGGGCAUUUACCUUGUAUUUGAGAAUAAAACUUGUUAUUGAAAAAUGGUUUAAUGGAAUAUAAUUUCCCCUUCAACCGAAUGCCGUCUCACCAUUAUAAAAUAUCCCUGUAAAGUACAAGGUAUUUCGGACAACGUUUUUAAUUCUCCAAUGAGUGUUUAAAUUUUUAGCGUACACGGGACACAGGUCCUUACCUCUUAAAAUACAA